Molecule: messenger RNA, 399 nt
Organism: Mucor mucedo
Lineage: Eukaryota; Fungi; Mucoromycota; Mucoromycetes; Mucorales; Mucoraceae
Exons: 1
Molecular function (GO): nucleic acid binding
Source: RefSeq, a predicted model, not a curated record
AACGAUUGGGAUAAGAAAUUAAAACAUUUUCGUUUUGCUUACAAUACAUCAUUUCACAACUCGAUUGGUGAUACACCAUUUUUUUUAACUCAUGGACGAGAUGCUCAUACAACCAAUUUCAGCAGUUAUAUAAAAUCAGAUUCAGUUACCAUACUAUCAAAAUUCAAAAAUGACCUAGUAGAAACCGUUCGUGCAGCUCAUGAAAUCGCAAAUAUUCAAAAUGAACAGCAGCAAUGGUAUACAAGUGAUGAAUCGAAGUUCCAAAAAGACCAACUAGUACUAUUGCUCAAUUCAACACAAUCUAACGCAGCCAAACAAGUUUCUAAGAAAUUACUAGACCCUUGGAUUGGACCAUUCCGAAUCAUUAAAGUGUUGUCGUCGACAACGUACGAUAUAGAA